Molecule: messenger RNA, 1438 nt
Organism: Nicotiana attenuata
Lineage: Eukaryota; Viridiplantae; Streptophyta; Magnoliopsida; Solanales; Solanaceae
Product: 50S ribosomal protein L1, chloroplastic
Exons: 7
Coding region: 57-1079 (340 amino acids)
Biological process (GO): translation
Cellular component (GO): large ribosomal subunit
Molecular function (GO): structural constituent of ribosome; RNA binding
Source: RefSeq, a predicted model, not a curated record
GAUUUUUCACCACAAUUACAAUCCCUUCAACACACUGAGGUCUCUCUCGUUCAACAAUGGCUUCUACAGCUACACCCUCUACUCUCACUCUAUCGUCACUUCUCUCACAAGAACUCAACCCCAAUUCUCUGCUUUUCAAACCAAAGCCUCUCCUUUUCACACCCCACAAGUCCUUUUCUCUACAUCCACUAAUCCUCCAUUACAAAGAAAGGAAGUCCAAUGGACCUAUUGUUGUUGCUGCUGCUAUGGCUGCUGAAGCUGAGGUUGAUGAGGCUGUUGGCGAAGAAGGUGGAGAAGCCGCUGUUGCUGUUGCAAUUCCAACCUCCAAGCCUAAGAAAGGCAAAGCUGCUUUGCCUUUGAAGAGGGAUAGAACACGGUCUAAGAGGUUCUUGGAGAUUCAAAAAUUAAGAGAAAUCAAGAAAGAGUAUGACUUGAAAACAGCUAUAGAACUGCUCAAAACAACAGCUAGCACAAAGUUUACUGAAACAGCUGAAGCCCAUUUCCGUCUCAAUAUUGACCCAAAAUACAAUGAUCAGCAGCUUAGGGCAACUGUUAAUUUGCCCAAGGGAACAGGUCAAACUGUUAAAGUGGCUGUUCUUACCCAAGGUGAAAAGUUCGAUGAAGCAAAAAAUGCAGGAGCUGAUUUAGUGGGUGGAGAGGAUUUGAUAGAACAGAUAAAGGGAGGAUUUAUGGAUUUUGACAAAUUGAUUGCGACACCAGAUAUGAUGCCUAAGGUAGCUAGCUUAGGUAGGAUUCUGGGACCUAGGGGACUCAUGCCGAACCCAAAAGCUGGUACUGUCACUACAAAUAUACCUCAGGCUAUCGAAGAAUUCAAAAAGGGUAAAGUAGAAUACCGAGCAGAUAAAACUGGAAUAGUUCACUUACCAUUUGGAAAAGCAAAUUUCUCGGAAGAAGAUCUUAUCAUAAACUUCAUCGCUGCAGUGAAAUCAAUAGAAGCAAACAAACCAUCAGGUGCAAAAGGAGUUUACUGGAAGAGUGCACAUGUAUGUUCGUCAAUGGGGCCAUCCAUUCGGUUAAAUGUAAGGGAGAUGCUCGAGUACAAGCUUCCGAACGCUUAAUUGACCUACACAUGUAUAUUGCAUCUUCUGUCAUCUACCUAGCUUCUUUGGCGCCUUAACUGAGCUUCCAUUUGAGAGGGUUAGGAUACGGAGUAGGUGGAAUUCGAGAGGAGAUUCAAUGCCAUAUUGUCAAUAUUUCUGCGGAAGCUUUCUUAGGCCCAGUUGCUAAAGAAGUAUUCUUGUUUGACAAUGCCAAUUGUAUGUUCAAUUUGAUUCUCUGUAGGUGCUAAUGUAUAUCAUGCUAUAAUUCGCAAAAGGUGAAGCUAGUCAAAUUCAUAAAUUUCCUACACUACAAGAUUCUUAUUUAUGGUCAUGUCUCAGUUUGUCCCAACAGUUGAAUAAACGUGAGAGUUUCAGUA